This is a messenger RNA of Centropristis striata (black sea bass), 813 nucleotides long. RefSeq lists its product as uncharacterized. The record is from RefSeq and is a predicted model, not a curated record. Gene Ontology annotation, biological process: response to bacterium. The coding region runs from base 91 to 813 and encodes 240 amino acids. The transcript is spliced from 4 exons. Lineage: Eukaryota; Metazoa; Chordata; Actinopteri; Perciformes; Serranidae.
CCAAAUGUCUACAUCCGGUGAGUAAGAUUACUGCAUCUCUCAUUUCGGUGUGAAGACAUCAGUUGUGCAAGAGCGAGGCUGCGUACCACAAUGAUUGGAAGACUGACUGCCCUGAUUUUUCUGAGCACAGUGUCUCAGAUUCAGACUUUAAAGCUUCCUCAGCAGCUCCCUUCGACUGUGGUUCAACUCGGUGACAGUUUGACUCUGUCAUGUGCAAUCCUUGGGGAUCAAGACGCUUUGUUUUACUGGUAUAAGCUGAAGUGUGGAUAUAUGCUCCAAACAGUUGGAGCAGGAACUUUUGGCAAAAUAUCCCUCGAAGGACAAUUUAACAACUCAAGAUUCACAUUAAAAAAAGAGAGCACUCAGUGUCUUCUUAACAUCAAAAAUGUGAGCAAAGAAGAUGAAGCGACAUAUUUCUGCCAAGCAGGAUCUGCAUACACAAUGAAAUUUCUUAACGGCAUAUUUUUGUCUGUGGAUGAUCAUAAAAAUCAGCAGAAAUCUAAUCAGCAGAAAUCUUUCUACGUGAAACAAAGUUCUGAGAUUGAGUCGGUCCAGCCGGGCGACUCAGUGAGUCUCCAGUGUUCCCUUCUCUCCAAGAACAAAGAAAACAACGAUGACUGUGCAGGUGAACACAGACACGCCUCUGAUGCUGGGAAUUACUACUGCGCUGUGGUGGCAUGUGGAGAGAUUAUGUUUGGUGAAGGAACUAAAGCCCAGACAAGACAACAGUGGGACCCAGUUGUCAUCAUCCUCGGGUCGUUGUUGGCUCUCUGUGUGAUUGUGAUUACCAUCCUUAUUUGCUCAAGAAACUGA